AUGGCGAGCUCCCGAUCGAAGCUCAGGCUGCAGGUGCCAGCAAAAGUCAAUCCUCAGAUCCGCGUUGGGCCCUUACAGGAAGAUGGGUAUCAUGAUAUUACAUUGGCCUACCAGGCAAUAUCGCUGUAUGACGUCUUGACGGUUUCGUCUGAUCCUCAUGGACCAUCCAUUGAGGUCUCUGGCAUGGACUGCGACCGAGUCCCAGCUACCGAUCAAAAUCUUGUUAUCAAAGCAGCGGCUCUUUUGGCCAAAUAUGUAAGCAUCGAGCCCACCGUUCAUUUUGAGCUUGUCAAAGCUAUUCCCGCAGAGGCUGGUCUGGGGGGUGGAAGUGCCGAUGCGGCCGCUGCUCUGGUGGGGUGCAAUAUGUUGUGGAAAUCAAACGUCAGUGACGAGGACCUGAUGCAUCUCGGAGCAUACAUCGGGGAAGAUGUACCAUUCUUUAUCAAGGGUAUGAUGGCUAUCGGUCUAGGACACAAACAGCCAUUACGUAGCCUUGGUACAGGGGACCACACAUGGAUCUGGGUUUUAGGAGUGCCUUUUCGUGGGCUUUCGACAAAAGCUGUCUUUCAAGAGUAUGACAAUUGUUUGGCUGAACGCAAGUCCGGCCAAGAGGAUUAUCUUUCGAAGCGACAGGGCUGUCUGGAAGUCCCCUGGGGAAAUGCUCCGGGCAGUCUACGAGGCGCGCUUGUUAAUGACCUCGAGCAGCCAUCUGCACGCUUAUUACCUGAUAUCACGACCGCAUUAGAUGCCGGACGGUCAGUUGGAGCGUUUGCAAGCCUCAUGAGUGGCUCUGGAUCAACGUGUGCGUUCCUGGCCAGAGAUGAGGACCAUGCUCGUCAUAUGCAAGCCGAGUUCCAGAGAAUGCAACUGUUUAGAGAGGUUUGUAUUGCUUUCGGCCCUGUACCAGGGGUGACUAUAAUGAAAGACUAG
This is a messenger RNA of Penicillium chermesinum, 930 nucleotides long. Its product is annotated as Ribosomal protein S5 domain 2-type fold subgroup. The transcript has a single exon. The record is from RefSeq and is a predicted model, not a curated record. Gene Ontology annotation, biological process: terpenoid biosynthetic process. Gene Ontology annotation, molecular function: 4-(cytidine 5'-diphospho)-2-C-methyl-D-erythritol kinase activity; ATP binding. The coding region runs from base 1 to 930 and encodes 309 amino acids. NCBI's taxonomy places the organism in Eukaryota, Fungi, Ascomycota, Eurotiomycetes, Eurotiales, Aspergillaceae.